This is a messenger RNA of Diabrotica balteata, 3848 nucleotides long. The record is from the annotation of a GenBank genome assembly. Lineage: Eukaryota; Metazoa; Arthropoda; Insecta; Coleoptera; Chrysomelidae.
GGUCCUUUAUAUUCGUAAUAGUCUUUAUACAACCAUGGCUAGUGUGUCUUAUCAAAUAGCUAAUUUACUAGAAAAGAUGACAUCUUCAGAUAAAGAUUUUAGGUUCAUGGCAACCAAUGAUCUAAUGACUGAACUCCAGAAAGACAGCAUUAAAUUAGAUGAUGACUCUGAGAGGAAAGUUGUGAGGAUGUUGCUAAAGCUACUUGAAGAUAAAAAUGGAGAGGUUCAAAAUUUGGCUGUGAAAUGUUUGGGUCCUUUAGUCAACAAAGUCAAGGAGUAUCAAGUGGAAACCAUAGUUGAAUCUUUAUGUACAAAUAUGGUUUCUGAUAAAGAACAACUGAGAGAUAUUUCAAGCAUUGGUCUCAAAACAGUAAUUGCUGAACUUCCUCAAGCAUCUGGUGGUCUCUCUGGUAAUAUUUGUAAAAGAAUCACUGGUAGAUUGACCACUGCAAUUGAGCGUCAAGAAGAUGUGUCGGUUCAACUGGAAGCUUUGGAUAUUAUAACAGAUUUAUUGUUACGUUUUGGCCCAGUGUUGCAAGCCUUUCAUGGUUCAAUAUUACAAGCUCUACUGCCUCAAUUGUGCUCUCAACGUCAAGCAGUCAGAAAACGCACUAUUAGUGCUUGCAGUAACUUAGUACUUUCUUGCAGCCAUGCUUUAUAUACUAAACUAAUUGAUCACUUGUAUGAUGGAUUGUAUUCUGACAAAAAUAGUUCACAGGUCAGAACUUACGUGCAAUGUAUUGCUGCUGUGUGUCGUCAAUCUGGGCACAAAUUUGGAGACCACAUUGAAAAAUUUGUUCCAUUAAUUUUGGAAUGUAGUCAAGUUGAUGAUGAUGAGCUACGUGAAUUCUGUUUACAAGCAUUCGAGAGUUUUAUUAAUAGAUGUCCCAAAGAGAUCACCAAGAAUAUUUUAUCGAUAACAGAUUUAUGCUUGAAAUAUAUGGUAUAUGAUCCUAACUACAACUAUGAUGAAGAUGAAAGUGCCAAUGGCCAAAAUGACCCAAAUGACGAUGAUGAGGAGGAUGAAGAAAAUGAUGAAUAUAGCGAUGAUGAUGAUAUGAGCUGGAAAGUGCGACGAUCCGCUGCGAAAUGUCUAGAAGCUAUUAUUUCAACGCGUCAUGAACUGCUAUCCGAAUUUUAUAAAGUUUUGUCACCUGCUUUGAUUGCUCGAUUUAAAGAGAGAGAAGAAAACGUGAAAUCCGAUAUUUUCCAUGCCUACAUAGCUCUUCUCAAACAAACUAAAUCAACAGUAAGCGUAAGUAUGGAUCCAAAUGCUAUGGUUAUGGAUGAUGAGGAAGAGUCGCCUAUGAUACUUCUUCAGCAGCAAAUAGAAAUGCUUGUUAACGGUGUACAGGGUCAAAUGCGUGAAAAAAGCAUCAAAACGAGACAGGACUGCUUCCAUUUACUAAAGGAACUUUGUACUGUUCUUCCAGGAGCAUUGAGUACUCAUAUUGGGGACCUGAUACCUGGCAUACUAUACUCUGUAAGUGAAAAGAAUGCUAGUAGCAAUAUGAAGAUUGAUGCAUUGUCAUUUAUCUAUUGUUUGUUAACCAGUCACCAACCGCAAGUUUUUCAUCCAUAUAUCAGCACUCUCCUACCUCCAGUAAUAAGUGCCGUUGGCGAUAAUUUUUACAAGAUCACCGCUGAAGCAUUGAAUGUACUGCAAGAAUUGGUAAAAGUAAUUCGGCCAUUGAACGUUAAUUCUGGUUUUGACUUCACGCCAUUUACCAAAGAUAUUUACAGUUGUACUUUAGUACGCUUAAGAACUGCAGAUAUAGAUCAAGAGGUUAAGGAAAAAGCAAUAUCUACGAUGGGACAAGUAAUUUGUAACUUAGGUGAUCACUUAAAAGCUGAGCUACCUUAUUGCUUACCGUUGUUCCUUGAUAGACUGAAAAAUGAGAUUACUAGACUAACAACCGUCAAAGCCCUAACAAAAAUAGCUGGGUCUCCCUUAAGUAUUGAGUUGCCCAUAUUGCCGGAUGCAAUGCCGAUCUUAGGACUAUUCUUAAGAAAAAAUCAGAGAGCUUUAAAACUGACUACGCUGCAAUUAAUAGACUGUUUGAUCAAAAAUUAUCACAAAGACUUAAACGAAAAUUUGUUAAAACAUAUUGUAGUAGAAAUACCACCGUUACUCGAUGAAUCUGAUCUUCACAUUGCUCAAUGGACCCUUAUUAUUUUAAAAGCUAUUGCUGUGUAUCAUCCUAAAGCCUUGCUGAACAUCAAUGAUACUAUUAUGCCACAGAUUUUAGUACUUGUGAAAUCGCCACUGUUGCAAGGUACCGCCUUACAGUCCAUGUUGGACUUCUUCAAGUCAUUGGUCGUGUGCAACAUUCCAGACUUGAGCUAUGAUCAUUUAUUAAGAUUACUUUUGAUGCCAAUAUCGAAUCUCUCAGUAAAUCCAUCAGCUACUCUUCACAAGCAAGCAUUUUAUUCACUCGCCAAGUGUGUUGCCGUCAUCACAGUUACUUGCCAUUCACAGGCUCACCCAAUAGUUCCACAAUUUAUCAAUGAGAUUCAAACAGCAGCAACAGACUCACAACAAAUAUUUGCUUUAUUGGUCGUAGGAGAAAUUGGUAGGAAAAUCGAUUUAACGUCAAUUUCAAAUUUGAAGCAAGUUAUAUUUCAGUCAUUUUCCGCUAUAUCAGAAGAAGUCAAGUCAGCUGCCAGUUAUGCUCUUGGUAGUAUAUGCAUUGGUAACCUGCCUCAAUAUUUACCAUUCAUUUUAAAAGAAAGCCAGGAACAACCCAGGAGGCAGUACUUGCUUUUGCAUUCGUUAAAAGAGGUAAUCACCUGCUUGUCGCAAACACCAGACGGAAUACAGCAGCUGCUUCCAUUCGUCACCCCAAUUUGGCAGCAGUUAUACAGACACUGUGAGUGUGUUGAAGAAGGAACAAGAAACGUAGUGGCAGAGUGUCUAGGAAAAUUAACAUUAAUAGAUCCUACAAACGUCCUACCAAAAUUGAAACGUUCACUAAAUUCACCAUCACCUCUAACUAGAACUACAGUAGUGACAGCUGUUAAAUUUACCAUUUCCGAUCAGCCCGCAUCAAUUGACCCAUUAUUGAGACAAUGCAUUGGCGAGUUCUUAAACACGUUACAGGAUCCAGACUUAAACGUAAGAAGAGUUGCAUUGGUAGCAUUCAAUACAGCAGCACAUAAUAAACCAUCGCUUAUUAGAGAUUUGCUGGACACAACAUUACCACAACUAUAUGGAGAAACUAUAAUAAAGAGAGACUUGAUUAGAGAAGUGGAAAUGGGACCUUUCAAACACACAGUAGAUGAUGGUUUGGAUAUUAGAAAAGCAGCAUAUGAAUGCAUGUACACAUUGCUAGACUCUUGCCUCGACAAAGUUGAUAUAUUUGAAUUCAUUAAUCACGUAGAAACCGGAUUAAAAGAUCAUUAUGAUAUUAAAAUGUUAACAUACCUUAUGGUAGCUAGACUGUCACAGAUUUGUCCAGGAGCAGUAUUUCAGAUGUUGGAUAAAUUAGUUGAACCCCUUAGAGCUACACUGACGAUGAAAGUAAAAGCUAAUUCUGUCAAACAAGAGUAUGAAAAACAAGACGAACUGAAAAAGUCAGCUAUGCGAGCUGUAGCAGCUCUUCUGAGCAUACCAGAUGCAGAUAAAAAUCCACACCUGAUUGAAUUUGUGAGCCAAAUCAAGAAUUCCCCUGACUUGGUACCAAUAUUUGAGGCAGUUAAAAAAGAUACAACUUCCCAUAAUGACUGUCUCUUGAUGGAUCAAAGUUAAAUUUAAUUUUUCCUCAUUGUGAAUUUAAAGUUGAUUAAAUUAUAAUUUUUAAGUUAAUCGUUAAAUUAUUUUUAUGUAAUUAAACUGUCAAUUUAAUUUC